AUGGAUAAUACGUUGCCGUCGUCAACCAUACGAGCAAUUGCGUCCUUGGUCGUCCUCUUUGUUCUCGCGACGACCUUUCUCGCUCUCAGGAUUUACGCGAGAGUCUCGGCGUUGAGAAGUUGGCGGCUGGGGACGGACGACUAUCUCAUACUUUCGGCGUGGGUUCUGUUCACAUGCAUGAUAUAUCUUCGGGUCGCGCUUCUAAGUGCGUCCACGUUUGCGGGGAUACUGAACGUCCCAAAGUACAGCAAGAUCAGUAAGGCAGCCGGGGUAAUGUCAAACAUAGCGUGGGCGCUAAGCAAGACAUCGUUCGCCUUCACGCUCAUGCGUUUGAUGACGGGGAAGCUUCGAUGGAUGCUGUGGUUCAUCAUCUUCUCCAUGAACCUCUUCAUCGCGCUGUGGCUCCCAUUCUUUCUGAACCCAUGCGGCCCUGGCGGACCGGAGCCAUGCUGGCCACGGGAAAUGUCUGUUCCGUUUGGGAUAUUUGUCAAUGACACGUUGAGCACCCUCUUCAUCUGGGAAAGCGCUGAGAUCUCAGCCACAAUCAUGGCAACAUCAAUACCCAUGUUGCGAAAACUCGCCGUCAACAUCUCAACCAGAUACUCUUCUCGAGGAAGUAGCGAAAACACCAUGCUGUCCGUUUUCCAGCGCCAGUUACGUAUAGCUGGCCUCAGUAAUGAUGCUGAGAACCAACACGCUGACCAACCAACCAAUUAUACUGGCGCUUCCUCUACGAACUAUUCACGGGCUUGA
This is a messenger RNA of Colletotrichum lupini, 753 nucleotides long. RefSeq lists its product as uncharacterized. Lineage: Eukaryota; Fungi; Ascomycota; Sordariomycetes; Glomerellales; Glomerellaceae. The transcript has 3 exons. Bases 1 to 753 code for a protein of 250 amino acids. The record is from RefSeq and is a predicted model, not a curated record.